AUGGACGCGUUCGUCAUGGUCCUGUCCUCCGUCAUCAGCCUCUCGAAGUUGCUUAUCUUGCGCUACAACUGGAAGCACACCUAUUCUCUGGUGAAAUCAAUCGCCGAAGACUGGUCCACCGUCAAGGACUCCCGUCAUCGACGCGUCAUGAUGGAGUACUCUCGCAAAGGAAGCCUCGUUGCCACGAUGAUGCUGUAUCUGGGCUUUGCCUCUGGACUCUCCUUCGUCGUCAAAGCUCUCCCGCUCAGCCUUCUUCUACCCUCUCAGCAGUUUUCGAGGGUGGACUAUUUCCUGGCGACGUAUUGCGUGUUCGGUCCUCUGCCCUGGAUGCGUCAGAUUUGCGUGCUCGCGAUGCAAGCUGCACAGAUCUUCGUCAACGUCGUUGCUCAUUGUGGCAACGACGGAUUCUUCUUCUACUUGACGAUGCACCUGUGCGGCCAGUUCGAGGUGCUGAAGAUGAAUUUCGCUGAAAUCGAGACGGACAAGUCCGGGCAUCGCGAGAGGAUCGGUCUGCUCGUGAAACGACACUGUCGCCUCUUGGUGCUCGCCGACGAUCUCGAGCAAAGCUUCAACAUGGUUAUGCUGAUACAGCUGCUGAUGAGCACGAUGCUCUUGUGCGUGGAAGGGUUCACGAUGCUGGUCUGCCUGAACGCGAACGACAAUAUUGGCGCGUUGAAGUGCAUCGUGAUCAUCGUGACGUUGCUGAUGCAGCUGUACAUUUACACCUACGCCGGCGACAGUCUCGAAUCCCAGACGGAGGAGAUCGCGUUUGCCGCCUACGAUUUGCCCUGGUAUCGUUCUCCAGGACGCGUGGCGAGGGACCUGGUGUUGAUCAUCGAUCGCGGAAACUCGCCGUACAGCAUCACUGCCGGAAAAUUCGUGUCGAUGAACUUGUACACGUUUAAAGAGAUAUUGAAGGCGUCCACCUCCUACCUGUCCGUUCUGAAGGCGAUGAUGGACAAAUUUGCUGGCCGAGCGAAGGAAAAAGGACAUGCGUCGCGUACGCUUGGGAAUAGUUUUCUACGAUCUCUUCGUGACGUCCCGAAAAAAAUGAACGCGUCCUCGAGCAAGGACUUUGCUUACGCGAUGAUCCCGUUGAAGAUCCUCGCGUGGCCCGUGGGCACCUGGCCCCUCGAGAAAUUCAACGUUUCCUCGAUCCUGCGAUUCAGCGUCGCUAUCAGUCUUCUGGUGUUAAUGAUGGCCAUUGUACAGACGGAGAUAUAUUUGGAUCACAGCGACCCCGAAAAGAACCUGGACACCCUGGUGCUGACCACCUGCGCCAUAUUAGCGAUAUCGAAGGUGGCGUUGUUCCGUCUUCGCGCCACUGGCCUGAUGUCCAUCUUCACCGCGGCGGUGAAGGACUACGACGAGCUAUCUGGAGUAGAGAAACGGGCGAUCGUGAGACAACACGCCUUCAUGGGACGAGUGGCGUGCGCCAGCGUCAUAUGCUUUUCGUAUCUAGGCUCCACGUUGUUCCUGACGCUUCCGAUGCUGGCAGAGGACGAAGACGUCCCGAUAAAACACACCAACGAUACCCAAGACGAGCCCCUGGACUAUCCUAUUCCUUCGGAAUACACGAUGCUCAGUUUAAACGUAUCUGAAAAUUUGUACCCGGUCAUCUACCUCUUGGAAUACGCGAUGAUGCUGAUCACCAGCACCGGAAACCUUGGUAGCGACGGACUGAUAUUCGGCAUCACUUUUCACCUGUGUGGUCAAGCAGAGGUCCUGAAGCUGGACUUUGGCAGAUUUGCCAGCGAGAGCGAGGCCGCGAAGAACCGUUUCGACGCGUUGACCAGCAGGCAUUGUCACAUCUUGAACUUGAUCGAACAGCUGAACCACACGCUCAGCUCCAUCUUGGUGAUACAGCUGUUCACGAGCUGCGUGCUUAUCUGCACGUCCGGGGUUCAGUUUAUUUUGUCUCUAAGCACCCACAACGUAGUGAUGGUGAUAAAAACGUUCAUAGUGGUGACCACGUUGUUGACGCAGUUGUUCGCCUACAGUUACGUGGGCGAGUACUUGAAGAAUCAAAUGGAAGACAUCGGGUACUCGAUUUAUUGCAGCUGUUGGUACGACAUUCCACCCAGCUUAUCGAAGGAUAUCGUUUUCGUUCUGCUGAGAACCCAGGUUCCGGUGCACCUGAAGGCUGGGAAGUUCUUCGUGGUCAAUAUGGAGACUUACAUGAGCAUCGUGAAAACCUCGAUGUCGUAUCUAUCGGUGUUGAGAGUCAUGAUAACCUCUUGAUACACCGUUUGCAUUGUGAAAGCACAUUU
Molecule: messenger RNA, 2270 nt
Organism: Colletes gigas
Lineage: Eukaryota; Metazoa; Arthropoda; Insecta; Hymenoptera; Colletidae
Product: odorant receptor 24a-like
Exons: 7
Coding region: 1-2241 (746 amino acids)
Biological process (GO): detection of chemical stimulus involved in sensory perception of smell; sensory perception of smell
Cellular component (GO): plasma membrane
Molecular function (GO): odorant binding; olfactory receptor activity
Source: RefSeq, a predicted model, not a curated record